CUGCCAUCUUGUCUAGUUUAUAGCAUCAGAACAAAAAAAAUAAUAGAUGGCAAUCUCUAGCACAAAUGAUUUUGAGGCCAAAUUUGAGAGAAGUUAUGACAAAAUGAGUGAAUUAAAAGCCUUUGAUGAUACUAAGGCUGGUGUCAAAGGACUUGUUGAUUCUGGAAUCACUAAAGUACCUCAAAUAUUCAUUCUACCUCCAAAAUGCAGGGUUGUAACAUGUGAAACAAAGUUCAUUUUUCCAGUGAUAGACCUCGAAGGCAUCGACGAGGACCCAAUCAAGCAUAAAGAGAUUGUGUACAAAGUUCGUGAUGCAUCAGAGACAUGGGGUUUCUUCCAAGUGGUUAAUCAUGGCAUUCCAACAUCCAUCCUGGACAAGACGUUACAAGGACUGCGGCAGUUUUUUGAGCAAGAUAACGAGGUUAAGAAGCAGUAUUACACUCGAGAUUCUACAAAAAAGGUAUAUUACAAUAGCAAUAUUGAUUUGUAUAGACCUUCGGUUCCAGCUGCAAAUUGGAGGGAUUCCAUUUUCUUUUCAAUGGCUCCUAAUCCUCCCAGACCAGAAGAAUUUCCAAGACAAUGCGGGGAAAUACUAAUGGACUGCUCUAAGCAUGUGAUGGAACUGGGCUGUUCCUUGCUUGGAUUAUUGUCAGAAGGUCUCGGUCUUGAUCGUUGUCAUCUCGAAGAUAUGGGUUGCGCGGAGGGGCUCGCUCUUGUGGGCAAUUACUAUCCACCAUGCCCUCAGCCAGAACUCACCAUAGGCACCAACAGACAUGCUGAUGCUGAUUUUAUCACAGUGCUUCUACAAGAUCAUAUCGGAGGACUCCAAGUUCUUCACCAGAAUCAGUGGAUUGAUGUUCCUCCUACACCUGGUGCUCUUGUGGUCAACAUUGGAGAUCUUUUGCAGCUCAUGUCAAAUGACAAGUACCUAAGUGUUGAGCAUAGAGCAUUGGCAAAUAAAGUUGGAUCAAGAAUGUCAGUCGCAUGUUUCUUCAGUACAUGUACAAUGUCAUCUUCCAAGCUUUAUGGACCAAUUACUGAAUUGUUGUCAGAAGAUAACCCUCCAAAAUAUCGUGCGACCACAGCGAAUGACUACCUUUAUUACUUCCGUAAAAAGGGUCUAGAUGGAACUUCUGCAUUGUUGGAUUACAAGAUCUAAUACUAAUGUAAUAAUUGACUUUACAAUGAGAACUGAAAAUUUAACUUUUGAUGCUUGUUCGGAUGGUCAUUGGCUGUUGUAUUGUAUCGUAUUGUUAUUUCAAAUAUAAUGUGUGGUUUGGUUGCAACUUAAAUAUUGAUAUAUCAAAUGGUUAAAUUCAUCGUCAUGUGAUGAUCAAAAGUCCCAGUCCCAUUUUAUGUAACAGAAAAUUUGGUGUGA
Capsicum annuum is the source of this 1378-nucleotide messenger RNA. Its product is annotated as 1-aminocyclopropane-1-carboxylate oxidase homolog. The coding region runs from base 47 to 1159 and encodes 370 amino acids. Lineage: Eukaryota; Viridiplantae; Streptophyta; Magnoliopsida; Solanales; Solanaceae. The transcript is spliced from 3 exons. The record is from RefSeq and is a predicted model, not a curated record.